Exophiala viscosa is the source of this 2012-nucleotide messenger RNA. RefSeq lists its product as uncharacterized. NCBI's taxonomy places the organism in Eukaryota, Fungi, Ascomycota, Eurotiomycetes, Chaetothyriales, Herpotrichiellaceae. Gene Ontology annotation, cellular component: nucleus. Gene Ontology annotation, molecular function: transcription cis-regulatory region binding; DNA-binding transcription factor activity, RNA polymerase II-specific. The record is from RefSeq and is a predicted model, not a curated record. Gene Ontology annotation, biological process: regulation of DNA-templated transcription. The transcript has 4 exons. The coding region runs from base 294 to 1883 and encodes 529 amino acids.
UGAUGUAAAAUGACCACGUCCCACGCAACCUCACCGCCUCGUGAAAUCGAGAGUGGUCGCGGUCCCCGAGCGUGUCGUACAUGUGCGCGCGCCAAAGUCAAAUGCGAUAUCCUUUCUGGGUCAUCUGUUUGCAAGCGGUACUCAUCAUUCUGCAAUCGAAUCUUCUUGCUUCGUCGUGAUGGCUAAUGUCUAGCUGAAGAUGCCUUCGACUGAGGAAGGAAUGCACUGGGCAGACGCCAGGAGCCCAUCGUCGCAGCAAACCUCAAAAGGACUCCGUGAGAACUUCACACAAAAUGUCAGGCAUCACAAGGCCAAUACCUCUCAGUAAUGAUGCGACGGGUCUACAGCCAGAAUCGGAUGGCGUCGCUGCAAUCCUCGCCGCCUCAGAGACACUCAGUGGCCAAAUCAUCUCGACUCAAUCCUCAAACUCCAAUGCGGCCUCGCUCGACCCCACAACAUGCGUCCAGCAGAUUAUUGCGAAUGACGACGAGGCCGCUCUGAUACUUGACUCCUACCAGACUCACAUGAGCCUUUACUUUCCAUUCGUCGCCAUUUCGCCCGGACAGACUGUUCAUGAGCUCAAACAGGCCAAGCCCUUCCUCUUCAUGGUCAUUAUGACCGUCGGCUGCCGACAUGACGUCCCACGUCAAACCGCUCUGGCCAGAAAAGCUAGGGAGUUAAUCAGUCACAAAAUGCUCCUCGGCGGAGAACAAAAUCUGGAUCUCCUCCAGGGACUACUCGUAUUCAUAGCAUGGUAUCAUGUCCAGGCCGGUCUCGGCCCGCAAUUGAGCAACCUCACCCAUCUAGCGAUGGCCUUGAUGAUCGACCUUGGCUUGAAUAAAGCUGUAAGUCCGCGCGGUAGACCAGCGUUAGGAUCAAUGGGAUAUUUUCGAGCGUCCGACGGCCAAAACACCACAGAACGAACGCUGGCGGAGAGGAGAGUAUUCCUCGGGAUCUUGUAUGUGACUACAGCUGUAUCCAUAUGGGCCCGUGACAUGGAACCUCUCAAGUAUUCGAUGUAUGCGGACGAGUGCUGUCGAGUCCUCGAGCAAGCCAACGAACAUGCAAAUGACGAGCAGCUUGUGAUUAUGACACGGAUCAUGAGCCUGGUUGGAAAGAUCAAAUCCACAUUUAGCCCCGAGGAAUGGGAGCCAUCCUCAGGCAUGUCCGCGCCCGUCGGGAUUUGUGUCAAGUCUUUCGAAGCGGAGCUAGAACAACUGAAGACCAGGCUACCCACAGGCACGCAAGCUGCAGACUUUGUCUCCCUCCACUAUGCUUUCCUAGAGGUCUUCUUGUACGAGGUUAGCGUCAACGACACCAUCGCCAGCACGAGGUACGGUGCCUUCCCAGUGACACGCUUGAAAAUGCUGUUUACCUGCCUCGACGCGGUCAAACGAUUUUUCGAGAAGUUUCGUACGAUAUCCCCCUCUCUCUACUUCAACUUUACGUAUUUCACCUGGAGUCUGGCGGGCCACGUUAGUGUAGUCCUCUCCAAGCUGUGUAUCUUCGCCGAAGACGGCUGGGACCCGAGUCUCGCCCGCAGCACGAUCGACUUCCCAGCCAUGAUUGAUGAGAUGCAAUCGAAGUUGAGGGUGGCAGCAGACUUAGCAGAACACUCCACGCGCCAACCGCCUCAAGACCGGGCUACUCUGCCCUUCAGUGUUCCGGAGCUGUUCAAGAUGUUCACACAUACCUUGCGAGGGUGGAAGGAGUCGCACAUGUACAAGACGUCCCAGCUUGGACAGCAAUCACAGGCAACCAUACCAACGCCCUCCGGCACAGAUGCACUGCCAUCUGCAGAGUGGGAUGACGGGUUCCUCAACUCAUGGGACGGGAAUCUAUUCGACUUUAUCGACAGUGAUUACUGGCCCCAGCUCACAUGAACAGCCGCUUUAAAAAAGGCCUCGUGAAUGUGAGUUGGAAUAUUAGGGACACAAGCAAUCUGGGACCGUGGUGUGCUGUGCAUCAGCGACAAGUCCUGCUACUCUCAGUAUUGUUCUGUUAGCGUAGGA